Molecule: messenger RNA, 2105 nt
Organism: Penaeus monodon (black tiger shrimp)
Lineage: Eukaryota; Metazoa; Arthropoda; Malacostraca; Decapoda; Penaeidae
Exons: 6
Coding region: 336-1349 (337 amino acids)
Source: RefSeq, a predicted model, not a curated record
GGACGCAGACAAACAGGGUGAAGGGACAGCCAAACAAACGAAUGCGACGUCUUAUUUUUAACAGAUUUUAUACCGUAGUGCCUGUCAGAAUAUGACGACGAGACAAGAGAUUUUAAUUGAGUGAAACUGUACCCUUGCUGAAAACAAUAGCAACAAAUUUGUUCUAAUUAGAGUAAGUGGAAGAAGAAAAAAGUGUAUGUGUAUGCGAUAUAACGGCGAACUUCAUGGUGUAAUGACCAUUCCCAGGGAAAAUUCAGGACAAAGUGCUCAAACAUCACCUUUUUAAGAAGCCAACAGCUCAAGGAAUUGAUGAAAUUUAGAUCACUCCACCUCCCAUGAACGGAAGGAGAAAGAUGGAGAAACACCCAAGCAGAAUUUCAGGAAUAAAGAGGCAUGAUAAUAACAGUGAAAGUCUCUUGAGGGAAAUUCCGUCAAACGACCACACUAAAACUCCAAGUUCUGCAACCCUUUCUUACACCCAAAUUGUAAAAAAUACAAAUGCACUUGGCGCUACAUGUGUUUCCCGAGGCAGAGGUGCUGUGCUGAAGGAUGCCAUCGCCUCUCAACAGGUCAUGGCAGCAAGUGUUUCCCGAGGCAGAGGUGCUGUGCUGAAGGAUGCCAUGGAAUCUCGGCAAGUCCUGUCAGAAAAUAGGAAGCCAGUUGGCCGUGGAAUAACACUUCAGCAGAAAGGAAGCCUCAUGCCAGAAAGACUAGAAAACAGGAAGCCGGUUGGGCGUGGAAUGACACUCCAGCAGAGAGGAGCCUUCAUGCCACAAAAGCUAGGAAAUCCAUAUGCACCGUGUAGCAUCUUAGAUGAAGUCAGCGAUACUCUAAUUGUUGCCGUCCCUGGCCAGUGUCACGUUCAGGAGUCAUGGAACACCUUAAGCAGAGCCCCAGUUGCAUACCAAAUGCAGCAGUUGAUUGGAGACCAAUAUAGUGAUUAUACACUAGGACUGAAGAACAGCGCACCAGCAAGAAAUAUAGUAAAUGAUCAUCAAAAAAUAAAGGGAUUUCAGUCUCACAAAAAUAGCUUGAACAAUGAGAACAGAGAUGUUGUGGCGGGAAACAACGUGAAAUCACAUUCUGCAAGUAGUCUGACCAGUAAAUCAAACCACUUCCUUGAAGUUAAAAAGGUUGUUUCCUCGUCCAGUUCUACCUUAGAUUCAACCAGGUCAUCAGAUUCUGUCAAUACUUUUGGGAAGAAAAGGAAUAGCUUUACAAAAAUCAGUUCUGUGGGAAGUUCAGUUAAUGUUCCAAGCUUGACAGAUGGUUGGGUUCCUCUUGACUGGUCUCCGGACUUUGACUCAGCCAAAUUGUACAGUUCCUCAGAAUUUCCUGAGCUCCAUUGAAAAAAGAGGCAAACUGAAUAGCUUUAGGUCCUGAACUGCACUUGAUGGUAUUCAUUUAUCAAUAUAUCUUAUUUAAUUAUGGUUGGUGUCAGAUUGUUUCAUUCUAGCCAGACCAUCUUACUGUUUACUCAUAAAACUGUAAAUGGGACUCUUUGUUUCUUUAGGCCAUGAUAUGUACAAUUUUACAGAAUGAAAUGUUCAGUAGAUUUGCUGAGUUCUUUGAAGUCAUCCUAUGAGUUAGUGGUCUAACAAAGCUGUGUGCUGAGUGGCUCAGUGGGCUAAGGCUCUUUUGUGCAGGAGUUCAAGCCCCUCAGGCGCUGUAGAUUGAUCGAUCAGGACCCCAAUUAUUCCUAGCACAUGUGGAGAUGGUGACCUUGAACCUACAGGUCGAGGGCUAUGAGUUGUUUGACAUCAGGCCACCCUAUAUAUGUGUAGAUAUUAUAUGAGCAAGAUCUACUUAAAAAAUGUUAUAAUUUAUUUUUUAGUUUAAAAUUUAUGUUUAUAAAGGUGAUUAUGCUUGUUAUUAAACUGCAUGCAAUCUGAAUUUUCAGCAUAUUUCGUAACAUAUUCUUGUUUUAUGAAGUGGCAUGUUUUAGGAAAUACUUAUAUUCUCAGAGCUUGAAGGUAUUUUCAUCAAUUCAAUCCAGUAUAGUUUGGCAGAGAUCAUGUUAUUUAAACAGAUGACUAGUGCAGUGAAAUGUACUGAAAAUAAUGUUAACAGGCUGAUUCCAAGUACAUUAUUAUAUUUUUGUAUAG